AUGAUUUAUUUGAAUGAAUGCUCCAGUCCAACAACUAACAACUGCCCUCAAUUGUGCAACAAUUUUGUUGGAGGUUAUAGUUGUGCUUGUUUUCAUGGCUAUUUCUACAACUCGACAACCAACAUUUGUUCUGAUAUAAAUGAGUGCCAACAGGACAAUACCAGAUGUGAACAGUUGUGUAUCAACACAGAAGGAAGCUACAGGUGUUCUUGUACAUCAGGGCUGUUGCUUCAACCUGAUGGUCUUACUUGUAGAGCAACAAUACCAUGCACCACCAAAACCACAUGUAGCUACCAGUGUGCUACCAUCAAUGAUACAGAAACUUGCCUGUGCUCAAAAGGAACAACUUUAGCAGCUGAUGGUCUUAAUUGUGAUGACAUAGAUCUGUGUGCUAAAGCCACCUGUAAACAUGGCUGUGUAGAAACUCAACAAAACACAAGCUUAGAGUGUGUGUGUCCUGUAGGACAAACACUGAGUAAUGAUGGCAUCACAUGUGAUGACUGUAUUGAAGGCAGCUGGGGCACUGGAUGCAACAACACAUGCAGCUGUAAGAUGCUGAACACAGACCACUGUGACCAGGUCACUGGUUCAUGUCAGUGUAAGAUUGGAUGGGGUGGAGCCACAUGUGAAGAUGUUGUCAUAGACUGUAGAGUGAACAAAUGUUCAUUGAAUUAUAAGUGUAUGAGUACAGGCAGUGGAUAUAUCUGUGUUUGUGAUGAUGGUUUUUCUACAACUGGUAAUACAUGCACAGCUUGUGAGGAAGGCUACUGGGGCACUGAAUGUAGCAAUACCUGCAGCUGUUCUGUGUUGGGGACAUCAACAUGUGAUAGAGUCUCUGGUACAUGCCAGUGUAAAAGUGGAUGGAGUGGAACUAAUUGUGACAAAGAUGUUGAUGAAUGCCUCCAGAAUACAACAAACUGUUCAUCCCAUUCUCAUUGUAACAAUACUGAUGGGUCUUUUGUUUGUCUGUGUGAUGAUGGCUAUUUUAAUUCAAGCAACACAUGUGAAGCUUGUGUAGAAGGUACCUGGGGCACUGAGUGUAGCAACAACUGCAGCUGUUCUGUGUUGGGGACAUCAACAUGUGAUAAAGUCUCUGGUACAUGCCACUGUAAAAGUGGAUGGAGUGGAACUAAUUGUGACAAAGAUGUUGAUGAAUGUCUCCAGAACACAAACAACUGUCCAUCCCAUUCUCAUUGCAACAAUACUGAUGGGUCUUUUGUUUGUCUGUGUGAUGAUGGCUAUUUUAAUUCUAGCAACAAAUGUGAAGCAUGUGUAGAGGGCAGCUGGGGUACUGAGUGUAAUAAGACCUGCAGCUGUUCUGUGUUGGGGACAUCAACAUAUGAUAAAGUCUCUGGUACAUGCCAGUGUAAAAGUGGAUGGAGUGGAACUAAUUGUGACAAAGAUGUUGAUGAAUGCCUCCAGAACACAAAAAUAUGUCCAUCCCAUUCUCAUUGCAACAAUACUGAAGGAAGCUUUGACUGUGUUUGUGAUGAAUUUUAUUUUUUCUCAAACAAUAAAUGUGAAGCUUGUGAAGAGAAUUACUAUGGUCCCAACUGCACACUGCGCUGUGUAUGUAAUACAAGCAACCAUGAGUUUUGUACUAAACAGGGUAAAGAGUAUGUGUGCUCAUGUGACAAAGGCUUUGAAAAGAAAUGCAACUCUUGUGCCUGUGAAGAUAUUGAUGAGUGUGCUCUGUCAACACCAAUCUGUGAACAGAAAUGCACCAACACUAUUGGUGGUGUCAAUUGUUCAUGUAAAGAUGGCUUUGCUAUUAGCCCUACAAAUUCCACAAAGUGUCAUGAAACAACCAAACACAACGUGACAAUUACAUUCAACUUGGAUGUUUCCAAACUAAAUCUGGAGGACAAAAACAGUGAUGAUUACAACAAAACAAAAGAUGAAGUGGAAUCCCAAAUGUACAAGCAAUUGAAAGCUACAGGAGUGGCUGUGACUGAAAUUUAUGUUCAAAAUCUCAAAAAAGGUAGUCUUAUAGCAGAUAUUCUUGUGCUGAUUGAUAGCAUUAUAGAGAGCAGUCCAGACAAAUCACUGACUUCUGCUUUACAAGUGAUCAUGACUCAAGGAAUUACUAUAAAUAAUGUCCUCUCAACUGUUCUUAAUCUGUAUGUUGGAGGCCAAACAGUCUAUGCUUCAACUUGUGAAGUGAGACAAAAGACCAACCCGUGUAGAAAUAAUGAGGCAUGUAUUGUGGAAAAUGGUGCAACAGUCUGCAGGGUCAUUGUUGAUGAUGACAUGGAUCUUAAACUUGGGCUUGGUAUAGGAUUGCCUCUUGCUGUAUUAGCCUGUGUUGUCACUGGUGUGGUAGUCUAUUUUUGCAAGAAAACUUCAGGAAAACACAAAAUUUUCCCAUAAAUAAGACUUUCUGCUGACAUUUUAAAAAAGAAAAAUUAAUAUGCCUUGCAAGAC
Molecule: messenger RNA, 2424 nt
Organism: Physella acuta
Lineage: Eukaryota; Metazoa; Mollusca; Gastropoda; Physidae
Product: multiple epidermal growth factor-like domains protein 10
Molecular function (GO): calcium ion binding
Source: RefSeq, a predicted model, not a curated record